Molecule: messenger RNA, 2633 nt
Organism: Pecten maximus
Lineage: Eukaryota; Metazoa; Mollusca; Bivalvia; Pectinida; Pectinidae
Product: cytochrome P450 3A29-like
Exons: 14
Coding region: 117-1628 (503 amino acids)
Molecular function (GO): oxidoreductase activity, acting on paired donors, with incorporation or reduction of molecular oxygen; steroid hydroxylase activity; heme binding
Source: RefSeq, a predicted model, not a curated record
AGGCAGAACUAUAUCCAUGGAGACAUGGUACCCCUUACACCUAUAGGUAUAUAUAGGUAUCGACAGACUGAUCGUUAGUCUAUUGCAUCAGUAGGUUCCACUGGUAACACAGAAACAUGGAGAUUGUUCCGGCCGGAUGGAUGGCCACCGCUGUAUUGGCGAGCACACUAGUCAUCGCUGGACUUGUAUACCAGAAGAGGAGAUUGAUGCUACUUCGAAGAUAUGGACUACGUGGACCCGCCCCACUACCUAUUCUCGGAAACAUGUGGGAACUUAUAAAAGGGGGUACCGCUGUAAUGGAGGAGAAAUGGCUAAAAGAAUACGGAAAUGUAUUCGUGUGGUCUUUUGGCUGCAUGCAGAGUAUAACGGUGAAAGAUCCAGAGAUAUUGAAGGCAGUUCUCAUCAAAGAUUUCUCCCAUUUCAGUAGCAGGAAAUUGCUAGAUACAUCGCCAUCUCCACUGGAUAAAGGCAUUUUCUUCCUAAAGGACACAGACUGGAAACGGGUUCGAUCAAUAAUGAAUCCAACAUUUAGUUCUGUAAAGCUGCGAAUGAUGACUGACGAUAUCAACAAGUGUGCAAGGAACCUGGCAGAUAAUUUAUUGAAAUGUACAGAGCGCGACGAAAGCAUAGCAAUCAAGGACUAUUACGGGGCGUUUACAAUGGAUGUGAUUUCGAUGACAGCCUUUGGAUUAGAUGUGGAUUCUCAGACAAACUUUGAUAAUGAACUUAUUGGCCAUAUGAAAAAAAUCUUCAAUAACGCUUCUGUCCCCAUUCCUGUUUUUCUGUCUGCUAUAUUUGGAGAUUGGAUGCAACAACUCCUGAAAUAUUUAAAGAUAUGCUUCUAUCCUCGUGAUUCCAUGGAAUUCUUUGACAGAGAAGUGCGGGUUAUGAUUGAGGAACGGAAAAGAAAUCCAUCAAAUCGAACAGACCUUUUACAACUGAUGCUAAAUGCGUCCCUCGAGAUGUCCGAUGCGAACGCGAAUGAAAAAGCCGAGAGAAAAAUGCUUACGACUGAUGAGAUUAUUGGACAAUCGUUCCUGUUUUUUCUCGCUGGGUAUGAGACCACAGCCAGCCUACUAAGUUUCAGUGCUUACGAGAUGAUGUGCAAUCCAGAAGUACAGGAUAGGAUUUAUGAAGAAAUUGUCGAGCAGCUCGGAGAGGAAGAACCAACAUAUGACAAUAUCGGUAAACUGAAAUACAUGGAACUUGUUUUGAACGAAACAUUGCGACUGUAUCCUGCUCUCGCGAGGAUAAAUCGUGAGGCUGCCAAGACCAUUGAAAUAAAUGGUGUGACAAUUCCGAAAGGAUCCGCUGUAACGAUCCCCAUUAGGGCACUACAUCAAGAUCCAGAGACGUACCCAGAACCCACAAUGUUCAGGCCGGAGAGGUUUCUCGACUUCAAACCGAACCAGAACAACAUUAAUUUCCUACCGUUCGGCCAUGGUCCACGGAUGUGUAUUGGGAUGCGCCUUGCCUUAAUGGAAGCAAAGAUAGCCAUAACGCAUGUCCUUCGUAAAGUCAUGUUUGUGCAGUCUAUUGACACUGAGAUUCCGAUAACGUUGAAAGACAUUGGACUCACAGUACCAAAAACUCCAAUACGACUAAAGGUUAAACCAAGGAAAGUAUGACUGCAUUGAUAAACAAAAGGAAAACGAAAUCCGGUCUUUGCCAAAAUCGUAUGUACUCCCAUUCAGAAUGCAUUGCAACAAUGGAAAGAAAGACAAUGAAAUCUGGUGCUUGUCAACUGCGCAUUGUAUCUUUUAUACAUUAGAUACUCAAAGACAAGUUUGUCGUCGUAUUUAGAUACUAUAUGGCGAGUUUGUCAUCGUAUUUAGAUACAAUAGGGCGAGUUUGUCAUCGUAUUUAGAUAUUAUAGGGCGAGUUUGUUAUCGUAUUUAGAUACUAUAGGGCGAGUUUGUUAUCGUUUUUAGAUAUUAUAGGGCGAGUUGGUUAUCGUAUUUAGAUACUAUAGGGCGAGUUUGUCAUCGUAUUUAGAUAUUAUAGGGCGAGUUUGUUAUCGUAUUUAGAUACUAUAGGGCGAGUUUGUCGUCGUAAUUAUAUAUUCUAGGGCAAGUUUGUCGUCGUAUUCAUAUACUCUAGUUCGAGUUUGUCGUUGUAUUUAGAUACUCUAGGUCGAGUUUGUCGUUGUACUUAGAUACUCUAGGGCGAGUUUGUCGUUGUAUUUAGAUACUCUAGGGCGAGUUUGUUGUCGCAUUAGGACAUUCUAAGGCGAUUUUGUCGUCGUAUUUUGCACUCUGUGACGAGUUUGAGUUCAUAUUGAGAUACUCUACAUCGUGUUUGUCGUCGUAUUUAGAUACUCUAGGGCGAGUUUGUUGUCGUAUUUAGAUACAUUAGGGCGAGUUUGUCGUCGUAUUUAGAUACUCUAGGGCGAGUUUGUCGUCGUAUUUAGAUACUCUAGGGCGAGUUUGUUGUAUUUAGAUACAUUAGGGCGUGUUUGUCGUCGUAUUUAGAUACUCUAGGGCGAGUUUGUCGUCGUAUUUAGAUACUCUAGGGCGAGUUUGUCGUCGUAUUUAGAUAUUCUAGGGCGAGUUUGUCGUCGUAUUUAGAUACUCUAGUGCGAUAUCGUCAUCAUAUUUAGUUACCUUAGGACAAGUUUGUCUUUCAUUACGGCA